AAGCCGGGUAUUUCCGUAGAUACGGAAAUUAACGUUUGUAGCUGAUUGGCUAGGCCAUGAGAGCGGGCGUGGCCACACACGGAAGCGACCAUGGAGGAGCCUGACUGCGAUUUCGACGAGACGACCAAGGCGGGAUUCGUCCGUGUUCGGAUGAGGAUCCAGGGGAUCAAGCCAGGAAGGGGAUCCCAGGCUGAGAAGGGGAAUGCAGAACUUGUGGGACCUUUGUAUGGCAACGAUAACCUGUCCAUAACCUUGAAGAUCCUGGACAAGGGCGGCCUCGACGACUCCAACUACCAGUAUCAUGUCAGCCAGCUCCCGGGGGCCAUCGUGCCGGAAAAGACAAAGUUGAAGAUAGAGAAGGGCUGGGUCUUCAUGUUUCUGAAGAAGAAGAACAAGGACAAGUCUUGGGAGUCAAACUUCAGAAACGGCACCCUGGAGACAGAAUAAAGCUCAGCGUCGGGGACGCCACUGGUCAGCGCCGGCACUUUUGUAUGCACUGACCAGUGGUCUGUAGGUCCCCACAUAAGAACAUUUUAUAUAUCUUCUUAACAGUCCACACAUAUUUGAUUGCAAUACCAUUGUUUUAGGGUAAGCAGUAAUAUGUCAUUGGGUAGAUAUUGAUUCUGCGGACAAUCAGUGUACAAUCUUCUUUUUUUGAUAUGCUAGAAUCUCACAUGCUUUUUAUGUAUUUGUAGGGUAAGAGAUGGAUUUAUUAUAUUUGAUUCUAACAUGAAACAAUAAGACCAAAUAAUAUAUUAAUGCUUGUUACACGAGGCAAAUUCCAGCACUGUUGUCCUAACCAGUCACUUACCUCAGCGUGAGCCCAGACUUGGUCGCAGUGAUAAACUACAGACACAGCCUGGGAAGGAGAAGGGCUGCUACGGAGGGCAGUUUUAGCAUGAACAUGAUGAAGGUGAAGUUUGAUAGAAGGUUCAAGUUGAAUUUUCAAGGCCCAAGAACAAAACGGCUUUCAAGUUUGAACUUUACAAGCCCCCAAAACACCACAAAGAAAAUGUCCUUUUUUCGGGGUUUUGCUGGGACACAGCUGUGUAAGUCGCCGCAAUUCGCUGUGCAGAGUUGUGUCCCUUGGGCACACCAGAAACCUAUGAUAGUGGGUUCGAUUCCUGGUUCGCCCCGAUUAUGUUUCUCGGUUUGUCUGCACCAUACCUGUGCUCGUGGGUUACACCGAAAUGGUAUCGUCUGAGACCUGCUUCACUUGGGGCUUCUCUCCCACAUUAAGCUGACACGCCGUGAUAUGACUGGAAUAAUGUUAAAAGCGGAGUUAAACCCAACUCAGUCACUCGUAUUUUAGCUUGUUUAGUGCAUCCUGGUACGAUGCAGUGAUCUGUGCACACUCUGACACAGGAUCACAUUGACAACAAGCAGUGUUUGUGCUGGCAUUUGUUGUUGAUGGGCACAAUGUAAUGCUUAUAGUGGGUUAAAGCCAGACUCACUCCCAUCCCCUUCCUGAAUUGGCUUCUUUCCUGUGUUUGGGUGUCCAGUACCAUAUGGUACAUAUGUUGGUACACACUGGCGGACGGUCAUACUGCUUUGUGUCCUGUACAACAUGAGGUGUCAUAGUCCGUCGGUUGCCUGGGGUGCCUCAUUCUUGCUGUGCAGAGUUGUGUCCCUUUAGGAUCUGCUUGUCCUGAACCUAAACAUUGAUCUGUCAGCUCCGUUCCUAUGACAAAGACAUAGGCUGGUUCGGUGUGGAAUCAAUAGCAGGUCCUGCUACUAAGUAAUAUCAUUGUGUAACAUCGUGGAUCAUUGUGUGGUGAAUCGUGCAUGUUACGUUUAUUGGGCUGGAACUCAGUAUUUUAUAUCUGUUUAUUUGAACAGUACCUACCUAUGCCAUAGAUCUGGUUUACUUUAUACAAACAUGUUACUGAUUCAUAUUAAUUGAUAACCUCUUGAUCGUUUGAGUAUUUCGUGUUUUUACAUCUUGUCAUCUGACCAUGCCAUGCGUUUUUACUGAAGUAUUCAAAAUGGUUUAUUUUUUUAAAGCUUAACAGUGGCCAUAUCAGUUUAUGGUCUUUGAGUUUAAUAAUAUUGAACAUCUUUGGCCAUUUAUGUUGUCAAGCUUCAUGGGAAACAUUCGAUUGACGUAAUAAUUAUGUCAUUUAAGUUUUUCCCCAAAAUUGUAAAAUGGGUGUUAGAGAUUGUGGAAACUGCAUACAUCACAGUGCUUGCUUACUUUGUACCUAGAGUAUAUCUACCGCAAUAUGAUAAAUUAACAGGAGUUAUUGUUGAACUGAACAUGCUGAAUCCAGCUUUGGUGUGUUUGUUGUCGGUGACACCAACCUGAUUGUCCCACUGCUGAAGUAACUCCUGAGAACCAUGUUGAGUGAUCUGUUUCACUGUAUGUUACUGAUUAGUCUUCUGUGUAUUUGUCAAUAAAUGUAAUUACUGCA
Molecule: messenger RNA, 2411 nt
Organism: Haliotis rufescens (red abalone)
Lineage: Eukaryota; Metazoa; Mollusca; Gastropoda; Lepetellida; Haliotidae
Exons: 4
Coding region: 91-447 (118 amino acids)
Source: RefSeq, a predicted model, not a curated record